Saprolegnia diclina VS20 is the source of this 1208-nucleotide messenger RNA. RefSeq lists its product as hypothetical. The transcript has 3 exons. The record is from RefSeq and is a predicted model, not a curated record. Lineage: Eukaryota; Oomycota; Saprolegniomycetes; Saprolegniales; Saprolegniaceae. The coding region runs from base 16 to 906 and encodes 296 amino acids.
GCGAGAACACACGCCAUGCCGCAGCCGACGUCGGAAGCGCUUCGCCGCGCCGAGCACCAGCGACUGCGCAACCGGCUCAAGCAGAAGCGCCACCGCGACCGGUUCACAACCGAGCGCAAGCAGCUCCUCGCACGCAUCAACGAUCUGCGCGCCGUGGUCACGCGACUUGAGACUCGCAAGCCGCCCAAGACGUCGCUGCCGUGGAAGAUCAUCGCUGGCGGCCUGGCGCAGGCCAGCGUCGAGUCGCGCCUGACGCUCGAGUUGCUGCGCCAGCGCGCAGCCGCGCUCGACCACCUUGCGCGCGCGAUGUCGGCGUGGGUCGCGGCCGCGAGCACCAAGCAUCCCUUGCCGACGGGCAGCAAUGUCUUGGCCUGGAACCAAGUGACGCUGCACGCCGAGCCCACGACGCGGAAGCUCGGUCUUGACUGGUUCACGCAACACAUGUACCACAACACGGACCGCAUUUUAGCGGCAGCCGCCUUUCCGUCAGAAGGCACAGUCCGCGACAUUGCAGUCCUUGGCUCGGCGGCCGACGACCUACUGCAUGUGCUCGGGCGUAUUCAGAUCGUGUACGACGCACCACUGUGGGCAACGUACGCGGCGCUCGAGAGCAAGAUUUGGCGUAAAUUGCGCGGGGAUACGUAUCCGUGGGUCUCGCAAUUUCUAGACGAAGAGAUGACACAAAGCAUCGACGCCAAGAUGGUCUACAGGCGGUCGCCAAUGGACGCGGACGAAAGCAACUACUACGUGAGCCGCGAGUUUGCUUCGGACGACCGUAUCGUCUUUUUGACCGGUAAUUUCAACCAAGACACGCUCCAACCUGUGAACGAAAUGUGGCGGCCGCGCAUGUUUUGGUACACGUUUUCUACAUGUAUACGCAAACAUCUCAUGGAUAUGUGGUGUUAGGUUUCUGCUAGAGCGGGCGGGGCCGCACCAAACUCGGCUGCGCUGGGUCUCGUGCACGGGCCCCAAGAUCGACCGUGGCGUACCAAUGACGUGGCGCGAGGACAUGGCGUCGUUGGACUUGGACGUUUCAGAUCUUUCGGACGACGCGCAGUUUACCGAAUUCCAGCACAUCCUCGAGCGCGAUUGGAUGCCACUGCUCACGAGCGACUUUGCGUUCUUAGCAAAUAGUGCCGACGCGACGGACGCGCCAUCGAUAAUCUGAUUCACCCGACGAGCUAAGUGAAUAUGGAGGAGAGUCAACA